CGACGGCAUUCCGAGUUCAAGCAAGCGUUGGUGGCGCAUAUCGUUCACUUUUAUAGCUAGAUAAUCAGCACGGGCGCCUCGGGCUCGGAGAAUAUGCUAUUCCUCACGUUCUUUCGUUUGCGUGGUUCCUACUUUCCACCGUAUGGGGACAGGUCAGGUGGUCAGUCAUCGAGCAGAAGAUAUAUAGAGCGCCUAUGUUCGUUUCUUCACUUCGAGUCCACAAUGACCCAGGAAUACGACAUCAUCUUCGUUGGAGGCGGCACAAGCGCUUGCGUAACGGCUGGACGCCUGGCUGCUGCCGAUCCCUCACUCAAGAUCCUCAUCCUUGAAGCAGGCCCCCAUAUCCUAAACGUCCAAGAUCACGUCCAGCCAGCUCGUUACUUCCGCAAUUUGGCUGAGCAAAAAGAAGUCUUCACGUUCCAUGUGGGCAGGCCCAGUGAGGCUAUUGCCGGUCGGUCUCCCGUUGUUCCGUCCGCUAAAUGCGUGGGAGGAGGGUCGGGUGUUAAUUUCCUUAUGUAUACGCGAGCAGCUGCAUCUGACUUUGAUGACUGGGAAAAUUUGUAUGGAAAUUCCGGAUGGGGUUCAAGUGACUUGAUUCCCUUGGCGAGGAAAGUGGAAAACUACCCAGGCGGUACCCGGUUCGAAACUCACGGUACCGGUGGCCCUAUCAACGUCUCCACUGAGAAUAUCGCAGGUGAUUUUGGAAAACAAUAUCUUGCUGUAGCAGCAAAGUACGAUUCGGACCGCGGUUUCAUUGCUGAUCCCAAUGGUUUCAAGACGUGCAAUGGGUAUGGACCUUGGCAGAAGUUCAUCAACCCAGCAUCUGGAAAACGGUCCGAUACCGCACACCACUUUAUCUAUAACCAGGAACAUAACCGGAACCUGAAGGUAUUGGACAAGCAACGAGUUGUACGGGUCAUUUUCGACGAACAACGCGCUGUUGGCGUGGAGUAUACCGAUGAAGGUGUUGACAUUCGAGAAGAUACGGUUCGACAAGCGUUCGCCUCGCGUCUCGUCGUGGUGUCUGCUGGUGCCUUUGGCUCUCCGUCCAUCUUGGAAAGAUCGGGAAUUGGAGCUACAGAAAUUCUGCACAAGAACGAUAUACCACAGGUUGUUGACCUCCCGGGAGUGGGAGAGAACUAUAAUGAUCAUAACUGUCUCUUCGUUCCUUAUUGCACUGAUGAGACAAGUGACACCCUGGAUGAGAUAUUCCACGGCGACCCUACCUUGUAUGCUGAACAAUGGAACAAAGACGGAAAGGGCUUAAUGGCGUCCAACGGUCUCGAUGCCGGGGCAAAGCUCAGGCCGAACGAAAGGGAUCUGAAAAUCCUUGGACCGACGUUCACCAAUCGAUGGAACAGCUUCUUUGUCAACGCUCCCGAUAAACCGGUGGUGUGGGUUGGACCGCUGUCUGCUUACGUCCUCCUCGAUCCUCCACGACAACCCGGACGCAAGUUCUUCUCUAUGGCUUACUACACGGAAUACCCCGUCUCCACAGGUCGAGUGCACAUACAAGCCGGCCUCAACCCGUAUGCUCCUCUCGACUUGACAACCGGGUUCCUCGAUGAUCCUGCAGACCUAGCCACUUUGAGAUGGGCAUACAAACACGGUAGGGAACUUGCUCGACGCAUGGAAGCCUAUCGCGGUUGUUUCGGGCCGGGACAUCCUCAGUUUCCCGAAGGGAGCAAGGCGGCUGUGGAUGUGGGAGCACAAGGUCCAGUAGCGAUAUCUGCGCCGGACAUCCGGUAUACGGAUGAAGACGACGAAGCGAUUGACGUAUACCAUCGUCUAAAUGUGCAAACCACUUGGCACUCGCUCGGGACAUGUGCGAUGAAGCCUCGGGACCAAAAUGGAGUCGUCGAUGCGCGUCUGAACGUCUAUGGCGUGCAAAAUCUCAAAGUCGCCGAUAUGAGCAUCGCGCCAUCAAAUGUCGGUGCGAAUACAUAUAACACGGCGCUAAUCAUUGGAGAGAAAGCCGCGGUAAUCAUAGCGGAGGAUUUAGGGAUCAAAGGCGUUUAAUGAUAACGGAACAGACGUAAAUGUAUAUGUGCAUUUGGGAUCAAAGUUUUGACGCGUGAUGUCACGCGUCGACAUCGCGUUAAUUAUUGCUAGCCAGAUGCUCGGUCCUUUG
Molecule: messenger RNA, 2131 nt
Organism: Desarmillaria tabescens
Lineage: Eukaryota; Fungi; Basidiomycota; Agaricomycetes; Agaricales; Physalacriaceae
Product: GMC oxidoreductase-domain-containing protein
Exons: 18
Coding region: 94-2019 (641 amino acids)
Molecular function (GO): oxidoreductase activity, acting on CH-OH group of donors; flavin adenine dinucleotide binding
Source: RefSeq, a predicted model, not a curated record